This is a messenger RNA of Closterium sp. NIES-65, 1326 nucleotides long. The record is from the annotation of a GenBank genome assembly. NCBI's taxonomy places the organism in Eukaryota, Viridiplantae, Streptophyta, Zygnematophyceae, Desmidiales, Closteriaceae.
AUGAGCUCCAACACUUACCAUCACCACCCUUCAGACAACUUCCGCUUCUCUCCCUCCGGUUUUGGCAGCAGAAGCAUGACUUACCCCCGAUCCCCCCCCUUCUGGGCCCCCUCUACCCACCCCCCCCACUCCUCCCAAUCCCCCCCCGCCCUCUCCGCCCACUCCGCCCAAUCCCCCCUCUCCGCCCGCUCCCCCAUCUCCGCCCACUCCGCCCAGCGCCCUUCCCGUUCCCUUCACUCCCCCGCAUCAGCUCACUCCCCCGUCUCCCCCCACUCUGACCCCUCAUCCCACCCGCGUCACAAGCACGCUAAAUCUCUCUCCCCGCAAUCCCACCCGCGUCUCGAGUCAACUCAAGACUCCCCCAUAUCGCCAUACUCCGCCCUCUCCGCCCUCUCCGCCGUCUCCCCCUCCGCUGGCUCCUCAUCCCACGCGCGUCACAAGCGCGCAUGGUCCCUCUCCCUUGGACCAGACGCAUGCCUCGAGUCGACUCAACACUCCUCUGCACUAGCUCCCUCCGACCCCUCCGCCUUCUCCCCGCUCUCGUCCCACCACCCGCGCCACACACGCGUAGGCUCUCUCUCCCUGCGCUCCUCCUGUGCGCCCUGCUCGCCUCUCUCCGCCUCCCCCACUGCCUCUGCUGCUACCUCUCAUGCGUCUGAGCCUGAUUGGUCCGGCAACCCGCGUGCUUCUCCCCGCUCUUCCGCCAUCGCCACUCCCAAAUUGCCGAGCCCUUGUGCCUCCCCCCCCCAUCCCGCCCAGCCGCAUGCCGUUCCGCCUUGUCGUGCACCCGCUCCUUAUGCUGUCGAUGGGGAUACGAAUGGGGGGAAGGAAGGGAGAAAGAGCCCGAGCGUUAUCGGGUGCAAAUCUUACACUGAUCUGCCUAGGGUAAUAUCAUUCGGAUGGUGGGAAGAGCUCAACUCUGAGAUUAUAUGUCAGGAGAGGAAGGAGAGGAAGGAGAGGGAGGAGAGGGAGGAGGAGAGGAAUGAAAUGAAGGAGGAAAUGAAGGAGGGGAGAACGGAAGAGCGUAAGGAGAGGAAGGAGGGAGUAGCGCAGGAGGAAAAGAAGCAGGAGAGCAACACUCGAGACAAGGAGGAGUUGAGAGAGGGAGGAGAAGAAGUGAGUGAGGAGGAGGAGGAGGAGGAGGAGGAGGAGGAGGAGCAGAGAAGCAAGGGAGAGAGGAAUAUGAGCAACGCCGCCCUUGGGAAGCAGCCGAAAUUUCGUAGGUACCCCUUCUUGGAAGCUCCUGUGGGGCCGGAGAAGGCCCAUGCUGCCAUUCGCGCGCAUGGUGGCAUGGCCGCGCAUGGUGGCAUAGAUGGUGGUGUGUAG